This is a messenger RNA of Zea mays, 1869 nucleotides long. RefSeq names its product homogentisate phytyltransferase VTE2-1. Gene Ontology annotation, cellular component: membrane. Bases 249 to 1364 code for a protein of 371 amino acids. Gene Ontology annotation, molecular function: prenyltransferase activity. Lineage: Eukaryota; Viridiplantae; Streptophyta; Magnoliopsida; Poales; Poaceae. The transcript has 11 exons. The record is from RefSeq and is a predicted model, not a curated record.
CACUCAUCACUUCCACUUAUGUGCACACAUUGCCGUGCCGUGCGGUGCGUGAAAGGCACGGGGCCGCCGGCCGGACUCUUCUGACUUGGCAACCGCCGCGCAGCGCGACGAGCGCCACCUGCUUGCUGCCGCGUGCCUGCGUGCGUGUGCGUCCACCACUGACCCCGCGCCCGCCCGCCGCCCCUGCCCCUCCACUCCACUUGCUCACUCGUCGGCUCGUCGCGGCCCGCUUCCCCCCCGGCCAAGGGAUGGACGCGCUUCGCCUACGGCCGUCCCUCCUCCCCGUGCGGCCCGGCGCGGCCCGCCCGCGAGAUCAUUUUCUACCACCAUGUUGUUCCAUACAACGAAAUGGUGAAGGACGAAUUUGCUUUUCUAGCCAAAGGACCCAAGGUCCUACCUUGCAUCACCAUCAGAAAUUCUUCGAAUGGAAAUCCUCCUAUUGUAGGAUAUCACAUCGGUCAUUAAAUACUUCUGUUAAUGCUUCGGGGCAACAGCUGCAGUCUGAACCUGAAACACAUGAUUCUACAACCAUCUGGAGGGCAAUAUCAUCUUCUCUAGAUGCAUUUUACAGAUUUUCCCGGCCACAUACUGUCAUAGGAACAGCAUUAAGCAUAGUCUCAGUUUCCCUUCUAGCUGUCCAGAGCUUGUCUGAUAUAUCACCUUUGUUCCUCACUGGUUUGCUGGAGGCAGUGGUAGCUGCCCUUUUCAUGAAUAUCUAUAUUGUUGGACUGAACCAGUUAUUCGACAUUGAGAUAGACAAGAGCUUUGGCCUUGGAUGGGCUGUUGGAUCACAACCUCUGUUUUGGGCUCUUUUCAUAAGCUUUGUUCUUGGGACUGCAUAUUCAAUCAAUCUGCCGUACCUUCGAUGGAAGAGAUUUGCUGUUGUUGCAGCACUGUGCAUAUUAGCAGUUCGUGCAGUGAUUGUUCAGCUGGCCUUUUUUCUCCACAUUCAGACUUUUGUUUUCAGGAGACCGGCAGUGUUUUCUAGGCCAUUAUUAUUUGCAACUGGAUUUAUGACGUUCUUCUCUGUUGUAAUAGCACUAUUCAAGGAUAUACCUGACAUCGAAGGGGACCGCAUAUUCGGGAUCCGAUCCUUCAGCGUCCGGUUAGGGCAAAAGAAGGUCUUUUGGAUCUGCGUUGGCUUGCUUGAGAUGGCCUACAGCGUUGCGAUACUGAUGGGAGCUACCUCUUCCUGUUUGUGGAGCAAAACAGCAACCAUCGCUGGCCAUUCCAUACUUGCCGCGAUCCUAUGGAGCUGCGCGCGAUCGGUGGACUUGACGAGCAAAGCCGCAAUAACGUCCUUCUACAUGUUCAUCUGGAAGCUGUUCUACGCGGAGUACCUGCUCAUCCCUCUGGUGCGGUGAGCGCGAGGCGAGGUGGUGGCAGACGGAUCGGCGUCGGCGGGGCGGCAAACAACUCCACGGGAGAACUUGAGUGCCGGAAGUAAACUCCCGUUUGAAAGUUGAAGCGUGCACCACCGGCACCGGGCAGAGAGAGACACGGUGGCUGGAUGGAUACGGAUGGCCCCCCCAAUAAAUUCCCCCGUGCAUGGUACCCCACGCUGCUUGAUGAUAUCCCAUGUGUCCGGGUGACCGGACCUGAUCGUCUCUAGAGAGAUUGGUUGCACAACGUCCAACAUAGCCCGUAGGUAUUGCUACCACUGCUAGUAUGAUACUCCUUCCUAGUCCUUGCCAGCACCAGUGACCCAAACUUGGUCGGCUGAGCUCAGCGCUCAGCAGCUUUACGUGCAUCUGCGCCUUGACUUGUGCAGUGGGCGUCGCUAGCAUGAAUGAUGUAUGGUGCGUCACGGCCUGACGGUUCGUCAGUCUGGGCCGUGUUUUGUGUCCGAGGAAGAUCGUCUGUCAGAGA